This is a messenger RNA of Strongylocentrotus purpuratus (purple sea urchin), 4278 nucleotides long. Its product is annotated as OTU domain-containing protein 7B. Gene Ontology annotation, cellular component: cytoplasm; nucleus. Gene Ontology annotation, biological process: protein K63-linked deubiquitination; protein deubiquitination involved in ubiquitin-dependent protein catabolic process; protein K48-linked deubiquitination. Lineage: Eukaryota; Metazoa; Echinodermata; Echinoidea; Camarodonta; Strongylocentrotidae. The transcript is spliced from 10 exons. The coding region runs from base 601 to 3207 and encodes 868 amino acids. The record is from RefSeq and is a predicted model, not a curated record. Gene Ontology annotation, molecular function: K63-linked polyubiquitin modification-dependent protein binding; DNA binding; cysteine-type deubiquitinase activity.
UGUAGCUAGCUGUCAGUCAAGUUUGGUGGAACGACGGCUUUCACCAGAAGAAGUCACAGUUGAGGUCUAUGUCAGUGGUAAUUUCCCUCCUGACGUAAUCACUGACCCCUCAGAGAUCAGAUGCACUUGCACAAGAUAUCCUGAAGCAAGGUACAUGUACUGUACCAACCUGAUAACAACAAUGCCAGGACCUUGCUACGACACCAAGAAGGAAGUUCACUGAUUCUGAUACUGCUACAUGUAAACCCAAGGGACCUCUCGCUGUAUCAUGGUCUAAAACAAAAGCGUGUCGCAUGUGAAGACGGAAGCUCAUUACCGCAUCAGACGCUCGACGGCACAUGCUGGCGAACAUCCUUCCAUGAUCUUGUAUUGGAUUUCAGCCCGUGUCCAGAAAAAGUGAAUCAGGAUUUCAUUACUCUCCAAUCUGAAGCCGCUUUUGGAGGUGCUGUUUGACAUUGGAUUCCUGUAUUGUUGUAAGUCGUAGAAUGACAUCAAGUGGGAUAUGAUUAAGGGUGCAUCAAAGAACUGCCACAAAGAUAUCCUCAAAGACUCUUAGAUUCUCCUGCCCCCGACCCGUCCUGUCUAGGACACACCACUGCCAUGGAAGAGCGGGAUAAACAUGUGAUGCUGUCUCGAUUCAUGAAGAUGACGCAGCUCGAUCUUGGUUUUGCUCAUGAUCUCCUGGAAGGUCAACAUUGGAAUUUUGAUGCUGCGGUAAGAGACUUCAAAGUACUCCAAGGUCAGAGAAGGCUGUCUGCCCAAAGACAAGCAGCCCCACCUCCGAAAACCUCUCCAAAGCCAAGUUCAUCAAGGCCAAGCCCUGCAAAGCCAAGCUCUCCCCAAAGAAGCCCUCCGCAGAAAGUCUCUCCUCAGAGGAAUUCACCCCCGAAUGGACAAAUGGUACAGCCCGUUCCUAGCAGGGCCUCCCCACAAAUGAAUGGGAGAGGGGGGCACUCCACGACGCAGAACGGGGGUGGCACAUCUCUAAACGUCUUGCAGCAACCUAAGAUGAGAGAUCCUCCAAAGUCACCAGGUACCAAGAGACUGACCAGAGGUCUUUCAGCGGUCAACACCAAACUGGUCAGCUAUGGUCGCCAGAGGGUCAUAGAUGAUGAGGAGAGCCACAACUAUCAGCUAGUUGAAACUCCAAGGUACACCUUCACCUUGCCCGAUCUCCUGGUGUACCCAGCCGACUUCCGUGCCCACGUCGAGAAGGAUCUCAUCGACUCCUGCACCAUGGUCAACCUUGAAAACUCAGGUUAUCUGAACUGGUGGCAAAAGACAGGAACAUGUCCUAAACUAUGGCCUAUGGUAACCACAGGAGAUGGUAACUGCCUUCUACAUGCAGCAUCAUUAGGUAUGUGGGGUUUUCAUGAUCGUCAACUGACGCUACGCAAGGCCUUGUACAAAGAUCUGUCAGAUCAUCAACACACAGCACAUAUGCAGAAACUAAAGAGAAGAUGGCGCUGGCAUCAGACAUUAGCUAACAAGGAGUCUGGCCUGGUGUAUUCGGAGGAAGAAUGGGAAGAAGAAUGGAAAGGUCUUCUCAAGCUGGCCUCCACCGUCCCAAGGAAUCAUAAGUUCAAGAACAACGGUAGCAAGCCCAUGGGAGGAGGACCCCUGCCCUCUGUAGCUGAGGAUCAAGACUACCUGGACGACGAUUCGGAGAUCAUGUACGAGAGCUUGGAAGAAUUCCAUGUCUUUGUUCUGUGCCACAUCCUACGUCGACCCAUCAUCAUUGUGGCCGACACUGUCCUUCGGGACUCCCAGGGCCAGCCUCUUGCCCCCAUCCCAUUCGGUGGUAUCUACCUACCGGUAGAGCUGAAUCCUGUAGAGUGCCAUCGCUCACCCCUGGUCCUCACCUACGAUGCCUCCCAUUUCUCGGCUCUGGUGCCCAUGGAGGUGGAUAGCCACCGGGAUAGCCACAUGGAGCUCAAGAAACGGCCACCUGUCAUCCCCAUCACAGACUCCAAACAUCACCUCCUAACCCUGCACUUCAUCGUUGACCCCGGUAUCGGCUGGCAGUGGAAGGACGAGAACCACAACGUCGACAAGACGAACGGCACCGACGGUGGCGACACGGCGAUCCGCAAACUGUUCUACAGUCCCGGGGACAAGCUGAAACUUCUGCAGAAGUACCUGGAGCUGGUGAGGUUGGAAAUACCGGACGUCCAUCACCAGGAGAGCUCAUCACCCACGCAGGGGGAAGAGUGGGAGCUGCUACCACCCAAGGAAAAUGGCAUGAAAACUGUCAAGGUUGAGGUAACAAGAAGCAACUCAAGUGGAUCCGAGAAAAGUGACAGAAGUGGGGGCAAGGAGAAAGAGAAGUCUAGGUCAUUUGGUAAGAAGCUGAAGCACUUUGCAGGACUUGAUAAGGGCAAGAAAGGAUCGUCCCGCAAAGAUGGGCAUGAGCAGUUUCACAUCAUCGAGGAGAAGAGCCAGGUGGAGAGACACCCACCCCACGUGAGCAUUCAGGAUGUUGCCGAUCGUUCAGUCGUGGUAGCAGCAAAGAUGGACGAUAUCAGGUUACAGGGUCAUGAAGAGAUGAUCAGGAAUUACAUGGAGGUAGCCAAGGAUCGCUUCCAGGAGGAGGUGACCUUGAAGAGGAUGAUCGCUGCCGAGAAUCGCAGCAGACAGCAGCACAGGGUCCAGAGAGAGCAGCGCCCUCCAGAGGUCUAUGUUGAUGAUGACGAAAGAACUAAUGAGGCUGCCUAUAACUUUGCUUCUCUUCCGCGUGCCCGUGUUAACGGGCCUAUGUCUUCCAGGGUCAAUCAUGAUUAUCCUGAUAAUGGUAGAGGUGUGCAGUACGUCAAUGCAACGGGUAGUAACCCAGGCAGUCCUGCCAUGGAGCGCGUCACUAGUAGUACGUCCUACAAUCCCACGGCCAAGCGACAAGGAGGGACCUACAGCCCGCAGCCAGUACAUGCUGCACAGCGCUAUCAAGCACAGACCCAAUCGCCUCAGUUCCAAAGAACAGUACCCAUCCAGAGACUCCACAUCGACGACAGAAAUCAAGAAAUCCGCUCCAACGCUAACCCCUACGCUACUCACGUGAGGGGAAGACGUGUACCUCUGACAGGCGUAGAAGAGGCUACCAGACAGUGCCGUACGUACGGCUGUAAGUACUUUGGCUCAGAAAAGACUGAUUAUCUGUGCUCCCAUUGUUAUGAUUCAAUAAUGCGAAAGAAGAAACCUGCUAUGCGGUAGAGUAAAACCCUUACCAGGUAUCUGUAAUAGGAAGCAAAUGAGGCACUUGAUUGUGGAUCCCUGUUCUAUACUUUAAAUAGGAUUUGCUCAUUUAUCCCCAUAUCAUCAGAGUCCAGAAUGUCGGUCAUACCUGGUAGUGAACUUUUGAUUCUAGCAUCUCUCGGCUUUCUUGACAUAAAGUGCAGCUGUUUUCUCAUAAGAGUGCCAUGUUUAAUCUCUUUUGUUCAGUAUGGGGAGAGAUGAAAAGAAAUUGGGUUUUGUGGUCUUCAUUAUUUUAUAAAAUUUCCCAAGCUUCCAGAGUGAGGAGAAGAAGUGGAUACUUUCUGUCUUAGAGUAUAGCUAAGCAAACUUUUUACAAGGUAUCUUUAAAAAUUUACCAUGACUUUUGUUUUAAUUCAGUCAAUCUAUAUUUCCAUUAUCUGUAUAAAACUGUCAAGCCAAACAUUUGCGUUUUUACGAUAUAACUGAAUAAGUGUGAACUGUAGUUACAGUCUCAUUCGGAGUGAAACUAAGCAUACAGGAAAUAAUAUGAAAUACGUUCAAACUCAGUGAAUCAAUAUUCAUUACUUAUGCAGUAUAUGAAAUUCCUUGCUUUCAUUCCUUUUUCUUUCCAUAAGUAUGAUCUGUGUUCUUGAGGAAAUCACUGAAAAGGCUUUUCUAGAACUAUUUUCUAAUAUUCCAAUUUGUUUAAAUAUUUUUGUUUUCAUUCAUGUUCGGACUUGGCAUUUUUUUUAAAAAUUCAAAAUCAAAAGUUUCUUUUUCAGAAAGAAAUAAUGAACAAUUUAAACAACUUUUACCUUGCUAGCUGCCAUGAUGCAUACUGCCUGGAUAUAUCUGGAUCAAAGUGUAAACAAGAAAAUAUAUUUAUAUCAAUGGUUUUAAUAAUGUGUGAAGUAAAAUAUAUACAACUACAUGUAUACAUAUUCUGGAACACCCGUUGUCAUGUCAGAGUUGAGAAUUCUCGCACUUUUAUAUAUAUAUAUAUAUAUAUAUAUAUAUAUAUAAGUACAUCAUCAGGCUGUUCUCAGAGUUCAGAAUUCUUGUUAUCACAUCAAUCUGUGGCACUCUUUG